AUGAGCCCCUUGGAGCCGCAGCCCAGAAGAGGACAAAGAUUCCGAGGUGGUAUGAGAACCCCCGGACGGGAUUCUCGCUGCAUUCCUCACGCAUCCAGGGACGAGCGCAACAUGACAAUCGUCCCUUCUCUCCGUCGUAUAGCUCUCGUCACCGGUGCCUCGCGGGGAAUUGGGCGCAGUAUCGCUCUGCGGUUGGCAGAUGACGGCCUCGACAUUGCUGUCAACGACCGUCCCUCGGAGCAGCCCCAGCUGCAUGGUGUCGUCUCGGAGAUCGAAGCCAAAGGCCGACGGGCCGUUGCUGUUUGCGCAGACGUAGCAGAGGAAAGCGAAGUCAAGGACAUGCUCGCGCGAACCGCAGAGUACAUGGGCGGAAUUGAUGUGAUGGUCGCAAAUGCGGGAAUCGCAUUUCCGAGGUCUCUACUUGAACUUUCAGUGCAGGAGUGGGACCAGAUCAUGUCUGUCAACUUACGAGGAGUGAUGUUAUCGUACAAGUAUGCCGCACUGCAGAUGAUCAAACAAGGAAGAGGAGGAAGAAUUAAAGUGCAUCGUCUUUGGCAGGGAAGCGAGGAUUCCCAAAUUUCUCGGCGUAUUCUGCCACAAAAUUUGGGGUCAGAGGGCUCACGCAGAGUGCAGCGUUAGAGUUAGCCCCGCACAACAUUACCGUCAACGCAUACGCACCAGGGCUUAUCAACACUGUUAUGGUCACGUCUUUCGACAAUGAGGACGAACCAGGGUCAAAAUAGAAAGAGAUAAUAAACGCACUAAAUCUGCGUAUGGGCGACCCUGGCUCUGUUGCGAGUCUAGUUUCGUAUCUGGCAAAGCCGGAGUCGUCCUGGAUAACCGGGCAAACAAUUUCCGUUGACGGAGGCACCGCUUAGUGGCAUGCUCUGUGCAGAUCUUCCGGCAGGCGACUGAUAACGUGCAAUAUAAAUGUGUUUCUCGAAUUGGGA
Molecule: messenger RNA, 950 nt
Organism: Laetiporus sulphureus 93-53
Lineage: Eukaryota; Fungi; Basidiomycota; Agaricomycetes; Polyporales; Laetiporaceae
Product: NAD(P)-binding protein
Exons: 9
Coding region: 1-639 (212 amino acids)
Source: RefSeq, a predicted model, not a curated record